GCCAGUUACCACCAUCAUGUCGAGCAGAAAGUCCACAAAAACCAUCAAUACCCUUGCUUCGCAAAUCGAACUCGAAAGGACUCGAACCAAUGCGAAAAACGACGUUCAUCGCCUUGACCACAAAUCUCGCAAAAUCCCUAAGCCGAAGGGUCAGGCGAGACGAGCUCCCCCACGGGGGUACAAGGUACAAGAGGCGAUGGGUUUGACUGGCGAUAAUGACCGUUACAACAAAUUUCGAGCUAUAGCUCGCAUCUUUGCCACAAGAUAUCUAGACCUUACUAAAACGAUUCGCGCACAAGAUCAAACUGUUGUUGAUUAUAUACUCGAGCUGCUGCAGAUUCAACAUCCGUUUCUCCAACAAUUUGAAGAUGUGUGGCCUAUGCGGGAUAUGAUUGGCCAAUUUCUCUGGCAUCGCAAUACUUAUUACAAGCAUCGUCCUAUCAUCCAGACGUCAGGCAGAGGUGAUGAUAUGUGCCUAGGCGAACUCGCCAAAUUUCUUAGCGAGCCUAACAAUCACCCCUCAAUCAGCAACGCAACGAAAGGCACUCGGAAGUCCAAAAGCAAUUCCGACACUAUCAGCAAAGUCCCACAGCAUGUCAACAAGAGAAAGCAACCAGCUGUCGAAUAUCCGGAAGAAGAGUCUCAAUUUGCGCUCUCCAAGAAACGUCGUAUUGAGAUACAUCUCGCUUCUGGCCACAGAUUGCUGGCAAACCAAUUUCCUUCAACUGACAACUCGGAAGACGAGCCCCCGGUGUCCACUUCAACACGAUAUACUCUUACUAUAACCCUAAGCAGUCAGAGCUAUUGAAAGGCCAAGAGUCGAACAUCGGAUUCGCGAACAAGGUAGAUUCAUAUUAGUUAUGCGUACUCAACCAUUACAACCUCCGGCUGUCUUGUAGAAGCACACGACACAAGCAAACACACGAGCCUCGAGGAAACGGACGUGACAACUUCAAAUGAGAACAAUGAUUCUUUCGGUCUACUUGCACGAACAGUAUCAGACACACUUGCACGGACGCUAGACUUGCGACGGACACUUGCACACACUCGAAUGUAAACUAUUGCCGUGUAUUCAAGAACGAUGCGAAAUGUUGCGAUGGCAUUCAGAAGUAGACACGUUCACUUAACGCCUGC
Suillus subaureus is the source of this 1134-nucleotide messenger RNA. RefSeq lists its product as uncharacterized. NCBI's taxonomy places the organism in Eukaryota, Fungi, Basidiomycota, Agaricomycetes, Boletales, Suillaceae. The record is from RefSeq and is a predicted model, not a curated record. The transcript has 7 exons. The coding region runs from base 17 to 808 and encodes 263 amino acids.